CUUCAACUACGCACAUCUCACAGCUUCCUUAAAUUCAUUGACUUUUUCAUUAAGCCAUCAUGACUGAAAACUUCAGUAGUAUUCCUAUCCUCGACUACUCACUGUCAACCUCCCCAGGGACAAGACCUGAGUUCCUGAGGGACCUUCGAGAUGCCCUUAUUAAAGUUGGCUUCUUUUACCUUCAAAAUCACCAAGUUCCAACUACAGCACGGCAGGACUUACUUAAUCAGUCACAAGAGCUCUUUGAUCUUUCACCGGAGAAGAAAAGUGAAAUUGAUAUGAGUAAUAGCAAACAUUUUGUUGGAUAUGUGGGCUUAGAUCAGUCAACCACCUCUAAGAAACAGGAUCAUCGGGAAACAUACACGCUUGGGUAUGAACAGCCUGCUCCAGGGCCCAAUGAGCCAGUUUAUCGCAAUCUACAGGGGCCCAAUCUGUGGCCCGAUAAGAAAAUAUUACCUAGAUUUAAGCCCGUCAUAGAAACAUACAUGGCGGAGGUUGCGAAGCUGGCGGAUGAAUUUAAAGUCCUUAUCGCUGAGGCACUGGGUAUCCAUCUCCCAGAACUGAUGAAUUUAUUUGAUGCGGAGCCCUUCGGCCGCUUGACGUUAGCUAAAUACUCCAAGCCGGAGAGUGGUAGUGAGGAGCAACUAACGCAGGGUAAAGGAAGGCAUAAAGAUUCCGGCUUCCUGACCUUUCUUCUCCCUGGGACACCACACAUGGGUCUUGAGGCCAUGAACGCGGCUGGGGAAUGGAUCCCCGUGCCUCCUAUACCUGGAGCGAUGAUAAUCAAUGUCGGUGUGCAACUAGAAGCAUUAACUGAUGGGGUGUGCAAUGCAGCCAUACACAGAGUACUCGUCCAGCGGCGAGAUUUCAUCGAUGAUCAUGGUCAUGAUAUGGGGCCGAGAUUUUCAUUUCCACUCUUUCUUACAAUCAGCCUUAAUAAGGCAUGUAAGAAGCCCCUGGACCUUCCUCAACAUAUUUUAGCCAUGGUUACGGAUGACGACGUCAGACAGACCGCACGAUCCAAUUUACAGCGAUUAUUUCAAGGGGGAUGUGCGGGCAACCGUGUCUUCAACGAACGUUUGAGGGUCUAUCGAAAAGCUGCACACAAAUGGUGGCCAGAUCAUCUCGCUGAGGCACUACAGCAGCAACUAGACAAGCCUGUAUAUACGAUUCGGUGAUCUUUUUUUUGGUUGUUUUUGUUGUGGUAUCUUAAGGCUUCGUCAGAAGGAUGAUCUCGAAUGGGAAAAUUGAGGAUUACGGGAAGGUUACAUGAAAAGCUACAGUAGCUCAUGAUUCCUAACGUACUUGUCAGUUGUCCAAAUGUCUAUUACAGUCAGCAUAGGUGCC
This is a messenger RNA of Aspergillus pseudotamarii, 1347 nucleotides long. Its product is annotated as putative oxidoreductase. The transcript is spliced from 3 exons. Bases 60 to 1178 code for a protein of 372 amino acids. The record is from RefSeq and is a predicted model, not a curated record. Lineage: Eukaryota; Fungi; Ascomycota; Eurotiomycetes; Eurotiales; Aspergillaceae.